Molecule: messenger RNA, 2067 nt
Organism: Aspergillus nidulans FGSC A4
Lineage: Eukaryota; Fungi; Ascomycota; Eurotiomycetes; Eurotiales; Aspergillaceae
Exons: 3
Coding region: 1-2067 (688 amino acids)
Source: RefSeq, a predicted model, not a curated record
AUGUCAUUCACCGGCGUCUCCUUCAUCCUUCCCGUGUGUGUUCUGCUUGGGGCCUUUUAUGCUGUUGGUACAAGCGAGAAGGCAGGAUACACAAGGAUCUUUACAGGAGGAGUGUUGACGGGAGGCUCAGUGUGUGGCAUGCAUUACGUUGGUCAGUUAGGCAUUACCAACUACAAAUGCAGCUACUCUGCCGGAAAUGUCGCCGGCUCUGCUGUGAUUGCAGUAUGUGCUAGCAUCGCAGCGCUCAGUAUCUUCUUUCGGUGGAGAGCUUCGUGGACUAAUCGUUGGUGGAGGCGCAUGAUCUGCGGCUGUCUACUGGCUCUGGCUGUGUCCGGCAUGCACUGGACUGCUGCAGUCGGAACAACCUAUAAAGAGCAUGACCCAACUGCAAGCCGAGGUGGCCAGUUAUCAAGGACUCAGACAGUCAUCAUAUGCUCAGUCCUGGCCUGUGUCGCCUGUGGCAUCCUGUCGGCAUGUGCUAUAACUGCCAGUGGUGACCAUAGACGUCUGAGAAUGCAAGCGCAACAGCUGGUGCUGGCCUCUGUUUUCUUUGACCUGGAAGGUCGAGUUAUGGUCACACCACAUGCUCUUCUUCCCACCCGAAAGAUAGUCGACCGUUAUAUCGGCAAGACCUUCAGCGAUGACGACCUCACUAGAACUCAUCCUGCUUUUCUAUGGGCCUUCCGGGCAAGUCGGAAUUGGAGUCUAAUAAAAGAGGUUGUCCCUUAUAUGAGGGACAGGAUAGAAGUAGAGGAUGAGGCGCACAAGCGGUAUAUUGCGAAGGGUAUAGAUCCGGAUCAAGAAGCCGAAGCCAAUGCAGGGUUCGACGAAAUGUUCAAGCGCCACUUUUGCGUGGCAGCGUAUGAUCUUGCUGACCAAGUUCGACAACCGCUGGAUGAUUUGGGUAUGCUGUAUGACGAUGUUUUGACCACUUCUACCACCUCAUCACGUUUUUCGCGCGCUAUGGCAUACUCCAAGCUACGUACUGGAAAGGGCCAGUUGUUGUUCACAGUGCGCCAGCUGAGAAAGCAAGAAGCCUCUCGGCUCGCAGCUUCAGGUUUUAGGUUUGCUACAAUCGAUAACGUCUCUUCUCUCCUCUCCAGACGUUUGAAUGUCGUAUCAGGAGCACUAGAAGUGCACCUCAAGGAUAUGCGCGACUUUGCUGCGUCUGGGCGGAAUUAUGAGCCUGGCGUUCAUCUAGUCUCUUUUAUUACCCGCCCUACGGUCCAUGAUCGGUUUGAGGUAUUGACCGCUAAAGGAAUGGGAAAUCCGCUACCGUCAGUCACGCUGAAAGCGAAGCGCCUAUCAGCGUCUCAUUUGGAACUGAUCUCGCAUCUGGAGGGGUGGUUAGUCGCGACCUGUAUUGACUGGCUGAGCUCCGACAAGGCACGAAGCUACAAAGGUGCCGACGAGUUUCGUCGAGACCUUAGCCGAGCAAUGGCGGGCCUCGCUAUGUCGCUUCCACCAGACCUCAAUUCCGCAUCUCGCUUCUUCCCACGACCUUUGAUGGCACCGUGCCGCAGCACAAGAAUCUCCGACAACAAAACAUGCAUGCUCCUGGCAUUCUGCACAGUGGGAUCCCUCAGCACCCGCGUCACUAACCCAGACUACGCCUUUAUGCCCCUUCGCCUUUUCCGCAUCCAGCAACAGGUCAACAGCGGCGCUACUGACGUCGACGGCCUCGCGCGCGAACUUAGCAAAGGAAUUCUCUACUCAACUAUCCGCUCUAAUUCCACAACAGACUCCGAAUUGGCCCCUUCAGCCCGCCGCAUUUUCAACCUCAACCUUUGGUCAUCGCACAGACGAGCACGUGAUCGCAGCACAAGAACCCUACCGUCCCAGGAGAUUCUCACGGACAGCAUGCCAUUAGGCGAUAUCAUAGUCCAGAAAGAAGUCAAAGUAGAUGUGGCGAGGAUAGCGGAUCCUGCCACUGAGGCAGCCUUGGGAAAACAUACUUCUGUCACAGUUGUAGAGGCUGGUGACUCGACUGCACAGACUUAUGUUGAUGAACUAUAUAAUCUCUGCUAUGCGCCCGGGCUGCGUCUGCGCCCUAGUCCAGGCUUUUGA